UGUCACCUGGAGGAAUAAUACAGAUAUAGGGUCUCAAAUGCGGUGUUACAAAAAAUCACAUUGAUACAUUGGACCAACUAUUGUGGAAAUGUAUUCAUGUUAGACGCAUUUCUUAUUGAACCCAUUGCUGCGUGGCGCUGUGAGUUCAAUGGUCAUCGCGACGCACACUGCUCGCGCAGCCCAGAACGUCCCACAUACUCGCGCGACAUCAACAACAAUGGCAAACGCAGACGGACAGACCCGCACGCUCCGGAGCUGAAUUCAAGUCACAUUUUUAGUUUUUUUUAAUUAUUUUUAAUUGGCGAGUUUUCUAUUCUUCUUUUUUGGUUUGUUUCGUAAAGCGUGUUCGACUACUGCUAAAUUCCUCGAUUCUUAAUUUCGAAAAUGUGCGAAGCGCUGUUGGCGAGCUCACGCAGUCCGUGCGCGUGUGUCCCUGCUGCUUUUCUGCUGGGCUGCGGCUACUAACCUAGCUGCUCCUCACUCGGUGGUUAGCUAACGUUAGCCUGGCCGCGUUUAUUGACGUGAGGUGGGGGGGGGGACACACCAGCGAAUGUAAAGCGUGUCCGUGCGGUCCGUUUUAUGACAACAACCCGUAACUGUUUUUUUAGUCGUUGCUGUUGGUUACGGUAAGAAGUGUUGCAUGGUUUGUCGUAGAAUAUACUUUGCUGGCUAGCUAACAGGCUAGCUAUUCGUGGGUAUUCUUCGACUGAGGGGAAACGGCGAGUUUUUCUUUCAAAGUAUGGAUGACCAGACCAGGAUGAUGACGGGUCUCACCGGACUCGGUGGACUAGCACAAGCCGAUGUCGGUGACCCGGACUCGGUCCGGAAACAGCAGUCCCUCGGUCAACCUCAACAAGACAUAGGGGAUAUCUUACAGCAAAUAAUGGCCAUCACCGACGAAAGCCUGGACGAAGCACAGGCCAGGAAGCAUGCCCUGAACUGUCACAGAAUGAAGCCUGCCCUCUUCAGCGUUCUCUGUGAGAUCAAAGAAAAGACGGUGCUGAGUAUACGAGGUGUGCAGGAGGAGGACCCCCCGGAUCCCCAGAUCAUGCGGUUGGACAACAUGCUGCUAGCAGAGGGUGUGUCAGGACCGGAGAAGGGUGGAGGAUCGGCUGCAGCGGCUGCAGCUGCAGCAGCAGCAGGGGGCUCACCUACAGACAGCAGCAUUGAACACUCUGACUACAGAGCCAAGCUCGCUCAGAUCCGUCAGAUCUACCACUCUGAGCUGGAGAAGUACGAGCAGGCCUGCAGCGAGUUCACCAACCAUGUAAUGAACCUGCUGAGAGAGCAGUCUCGCACGCGACCCAUCUCUCCCAAGGAGAUUGAGCGCAUGGUGGCCAUCAUCCACCGCAAGUUCAGCUCCAUUCAGAUGCAGCUCAAACAGAGCACCUGCGAGGCCGUUAUGAUUCUGCGCUCACGUUUCCUUGACGCCAGGCGCAAGAGGCGCAACUUCAACAAGCAAGCCACAGAGGUGCUGAACGAGUAUUUCUACUCACACCUGUCCAACCCUUACCCUAGCGAGGAAGCCAAGGAGGAACUGGCCAAAAAGUGUGGAAUCACUGUGUCUCAGGUCUCUAAUUGGUUUGGCAACAAGAGAAUACGUUACAAGAAGAACAUUGGUAAGUUCCAGGAAGAAGCGAACCUCUACGCAGUUAAAACGGCGGUGGAUGCUGCCAAUGUGUCUGCGCAGGCCAGCCAGGCAAACUCUCCGGCAACACCGAACUCAGCUGGGUCACCGGCGUCUUACAGUUUGCCUAACACAGGCGACGCCUACCUCAGCCUGCGUUCCCUCAACGGGGAGAGUCUGAACAUCGCCCCCUCUCUACAGGCGCAGGUGGAUACCCUGCACCGUGCUACACACCUGACGGGCGGCUAUGAGGAGCUGUCGGGUAGUGGCCUCUACACCCCUCAUUGCCUGGAUGCUAACAGCUGGCAGGACACCACCAACCCCCACUCGGUCACUUCUCCUCCCGGUCCUCCUGGCAGCGUCCACUCCGACACCUCCAAUUGAUGUGGUGGCUCUCCCUGCCAUUACUUCAUUCCCACUGCGGUCUGCUCUGACUACCAUCUUCUGUCUUAAUUUUUCUCUAUUCCCUCGUCUCUCAACUGGACAGCCACACAUGGCUGUGCUCCCAUUUAAAAAAAAAAAACCACACACGCACUGUGCUGGGACAGCGGAACAGUGGUUAGCGGUUCUCCCAACAGCUCCACUUCAAUGCUCGAAGCUCUUUAACUCUGAAUAAGACAGGGAUGAGCUUACUGAUGCUGAGACUGAUAAGAAAAAACCUGUUUACUAUCGAGGACGAUGAUCACGAUAUCUGCACAUUGUGCAUACGCACGUUAACGUCACACAGUACUCGCACUGCUUAUCCAUGUGCUGUCGGCCUCUGCUCUCAACCCUUUGCUUUGGAAAACUGCGUGUGAUUGCCUGUAUCUCUUGAAGCCUCGGCGUUUGACAGCCAAACUGUUGAUACGGAUCACCGGGGAGUUCUGCUCACCUUGCUCUUACCAAAGUGCUGCCCAGGUAGUUCUCAACAUCUGUUCCUCCGAGAUCACCCUCUGCCAACUCAAACACGAGACACUGAAAUAUCCCGGAGUCCUUUGUAGCUUGUUGUUUUUAUUCCGUUGGUGAUCCAUAGCACCCAAACCACAACUUUUCAUCGUCGUUUUCAUGGUGCGCUGACAUAAAAGAUGUGUUGAGCACAACAGUUAGCAUCCUUGCUAUGGGUGUUUCUACCUGUGAAAGGGUAGUAAAGGAGAUCACUGUUCUAAACCAGGAAGAUCCGGUGAUAACAGGGCUGGUAGAAGGAGGCGGAGGGAAGGGCAGAGAGGAGAAUAUCUUUGGUUGAGUGGAUGUAACUAAUAGCCCUUUUUGUUGCUAACCAAUAGGGGGGUGUUGGUAGACGGCUUGUAGACUUUACUUCUUGCUUUCUGUCCACUAGUUUGAUUGUAGGCUUUUUUCUAAUGCUGUUUCACCAAGAAUGCACCAGCCGCCACCAAAAAUGAGCUCAAUAAAGCAUCUAGAUGACGUUAGGAGGGUGGAAAGAUUGUGGGGCAUUGAUGUGUUAUUGGGACAAACGUGACUGAAUUUAGAAAAGUGACUGUCUUCCAUGCAUGUAGGACUUUUAGGCGUGAUAUUAUUGUUUUCAUUUAACCUUCCAAGUUUUAAGCUUCGUUUUUAUUAACAAAAAAUAAAGGGUAUAAUUAUUACAGUCAGACCAAAAAGGAAAAGUGCAUCAUGUAUUGCUCUGGUGUGUGUGUCUCUGUGUGGGCGUGUGUACAGUGUUCUUGGGACGUCCCAGUCUAACUGGCUGGUGCCCUCUCACCUUUUGUCAGCAUCAGAGAGAGCGGGUACUCGCACCAGCCAACGACUCACCACGUGGGGUUCAACUGAGAUCUCCCCAUCUUGAAAACAUUUAAGCUUGUGAGCCCAAGGCAACACACUACAACCUUCUGUUGUACCAAAACCAAAAAUGCCACGUUCAGCGAUGUAAUAAUGCUACUCUGUGUGUGUGUGUCUCUCUAAAGUUGGUGCACAGCAACCUUUUCAGUUGGAGGAGAGGAGGGAAUUAUAUUUGUAUCUGUGUCUCUGUGUGGUGUUGUCAUAACUCAAGAUUUUUUUUAUUAUUUGGGGUGGGGGGGAGGAGAGCUGUUGUGGGGCGUCAAUGGGGGGGCGGAUGGAUUGAGGCCUGUCAUUUUGCACCUGUAAUUUGAUUGUGAGCGUAGACGUUAUGCUCUCCCCUAAACUCUUCCUUUAAUACCUUCUGGUAAAACCACAAAUAUCUAGUUUUUACUCGUGUGGCCAAUUGGGCGACGGCUUCUCUCUACUGUUACCAAAAAAGAGGAAGCGCUACAUGUAGUACAACUCUUGACUCGCGUUUAAGACAAAUGUGCUACAUUUUUGGGGGGGAUUUUAAUUCUUUGGAACUUUUUUAUACAUUAACGGUUAUGUGAAUAACAAAGCAUUUUGCUAGUAAGGUAAAGCCUUAUGAAGAUUUAAGUGUCAGUCGAGACCAUAUGUUACAGAACAAAACUUGAGCUUAUGAGUUGUAUCCCACAUCUAUUUACUUGUUUUUACUCAUCGCAGUUCAUACGACUGUAUCUUAUGAAUAACGUUAUCGCCACACCAAAUGAUCAUGUCCCCUCCUUUUUCUACCUGUUGUAAUGGAUGUCACUGUACAGUUUGUGUAAUGUUUCAGUAUUUUUUCUUUUAUAAACUUUGAUGUUUUGGUUGAGAUGCCAGUUUUAUUUGGCCUUUGUCACAGGAUUAACAAUAACUAUCAAUUUUGAAUAUUAUUUAGUACUUUUUGUUACAUAACCGGGUGGCAAUGUAGGGUUUUCAGAUGUACCCGUUGGUGCUGUGGAUGGACUAUUGUGUGUAUUUUGCCGUAUAGAUCUAUUGACAGCCUCAGCUUUUGCCGUUUUCCACAUUUAACAAUGUUUUCCCGCUUGAGAUCAAAGCUGGCUAAAGGAACUUUUGAAACUGUUGAAUAUGUACACUUAAUGUGGUUAAUUAUUGGGCUAGGAACUAAAUGCAAAUACAGAAAACGUACGAGUCUGUAACUUAACAUUCACAUCCAACUGAAAGGACGUUAUUUUAGUUACAGCCUGACGCAGUAACUUUCCCAAUAAAGUCCACGGUUUGAAAUAACUACUGCAAUAAUAUUCAUGCAUGUACACUUUAGUUUAGAUAUAUAACCAGACUUUAUUUUACAAACUUCCACAGCACCAAAUGGUUUCUGAAACCUUUGUUUUCAUUAGUAUAUUUGUAUCUCUCCUCUUUCCCUUGUAUUUACCCCUCUCUCUACCUCUGUCUUUCCAUUCCUCCUGUAUAUAACCCCCACUGUUUUCAGACCUGUGAGUCUGUAUGAACUCCUUUUAUACCUCAACUUUAGAAUUGUUCUAGAAAGAGUAAAACAAAAAGGAAGAAUAUGACAAACUGUAGUGUUAUUAGAAAAUUAAUAAAAUUAUUUAGUGUG
Pungitius pungitius (ninespine stickleback) is the source of this 4979-nucleotide messenger RNA. It is a transcript of the gene pbx4, whose product is annotated as pre-B-cell leukemia transcription factor 4. The record is from RefSeq and is a predicted model, not a curated record. Bases 740 to 2011 code for a protein of 423 amino acids. Gene Ontology annotation, molecular function: DNA-binding transcription factor activity, RNA polymerase II-specific; RNA polymerase II cis-regulatory region sequence-specific DNA binding. NCBI's taxonomy places the organism in Eukaryota, Metazoa, Chordata, Actinopteri, Perciformes, Gasterosteidae. Gene Ontology annotation, cellular component: nucleus. The transcript has 10 exons. Gene Ontology annotation, biological process: brain development; regulation of transcription by RNA polymerase II; eye development.